Anopheles aquasalis is the source of this 1953-nucleotide messenger RNA. Its product is annotated as lethal (3) malignant blood neoplasm. NCBI's taxonomy places the organism in Eukaryota, Metazoa, Arthropoda, Insecta, Diptera, Culicidae. Gene Ontology annotation, cellular component: chitin-based extracellular matrix. The record is from RefSeq and is a predicted model, not a curated record. Gene Ontology annotation, molecular function: structural constituent of chitin-based larval cuticle.
GUGGCCGAGCUUUUCCUAGUUCUUUGGAGCUCGGCUGGAUAUGGUUGCAAGUUAGGCAGAACGAACCGUCAAUCGCAGCGCCCAAUACGUUCUGUGCCGUCGUGCGAGCAGCAGGUGAAUCGCGUGGAUGAUCGAACAGCAGUAGCAGCCAGCAGCAGCAUCUUUCGUGGUUUAUUGCUGCUUCUCUUUGCCCUCCCAUGAGCGAUGUGCCUUUAGGUGAAUGCGGUGCGAAACUUCGAUCCGGUGACAAUCCUACGAGAGUAAAUUUGCGUAAUAAGUGCUGUGAUAACAACAUGUGAUGUCACCGUGAUCAUUUCAACCAACGCAGUGCACGCGCGCAGUUUCAAAGGGAUAGAGCUCCCUUUCCCAUCCAGUGCGUCCAGUAAACGAGAAAAUUGUUCGAAAGCAACGCUGCUUCCCGUUAGUCCAAUAGACGAUUAGCAGCAACAUUAAUUAACCGCAGAAAUUUAGAGAUGAAUUCAAACAUCUUGCUUACCCUGUUGCUCCUCACGAUGGUCCGGGCUGCCUCGAAGUACUACGAUGGACCGAUCCGACCGUACGAGUUCGGUUUCAACAUAGAGGGCCACCAGCAUCGGAAAGAAUCGAAAGAUAAAAAUGGCAUCAUUAUGGGCGAGUUUGGGUUCAUUACGGCGGACAACGUGUACCACGUGACCGUGUACGCCACGGAUGAGGAUGGUAACUUCAAGAUAGUCAGCAUGAAGAACUACAAACUGGGGCCAACGAUGCCAACCGCGUCGCCACCAUCAGCGGCACCGACGAGACCAACGACAAAGGCUGUGCCAACCGCGACGAGCACCUCGACAACACCGCAACCCUUCCGGAUCAUCACUACGGUCAAAACGGUGGAACCGCUAACGACACCGAAGCCUUCAAACAUUGCGUCCUGCUCGGGAUGUAAAAUUCCGACGCCACCACGAACCACCACCACCACCACCGAGGCACCGCUACCGGAAACCAGCACCCAGUACGUGCCACCGUUCAAGAUCGUCAAUAAGAAUGACCUAGAGGCGGAUGGAAAGCCAACAACCACCACCACGACGAUGAUGGCGAUCACGACAACGACGCCUCAGUCUUCGGGAUCUUCAAAGGAAGUUCCUCAAAAGUUAAUCGAAAAGGCGCCACCAACAAUGACGACGACGACUAAGGAGCGUCCUGGUUCCGGUGCAUCAAAGGUAACCAACAACAAUCGCAACAACAACAGCAACAACGAACCGACGAAGGAACGCGAUGAAACCCGUAAAGGUAUGCAACGACCGGCGUCGGGCGCUAACCGAGUGAACGAAGAAACACCGCAACUUAACGAAGGAUCGCGACCCGCCGCGAAGGAUGGUGAUCCGGUGAUGAAACUGGUUGAGCUGCACACGGCCAACAUGAUCCAGCACAUCCUGAAUGGGUUGUUGUAUCGGUUCAAUUAUACGGCGGGUUAUCACGGGCAUCACGAGCAGGGCGAUCGACAGGGUAACAAGGAGGGUGGUUACUUUGCCGUCGGUCGGGAUGGAAUACGCCGCGGUGUUAGCUACAAGGCGAACGAAUUCGGUUUCCAGCCGCACGUAAAGUUCGAGAAGGUUAGCCCAGAGGAAACGCCUCGCGAGGAGACGGAGAAGCAGGCCGGCUUGAAAGGAUUCGAUUUCAAGUGGUUCUAUGGAUCGUAAAACGGAAGCAGUGUGAAGCGGUUGAUCAUCUGCAACCUACAAGUCCUGCCACUGCCACUGCCAGCCAAACAACCAACCAACCAACCAUUCGUUCGUACCAUCGCAAGGGCACUACUUUAAAUACUCAUCAACAGAUACGUCGAAGAUACGCCGUUGGCUCAUAUUCCGAUCCUCGGUCAGCUGCGCUACGAAGCGCGACAAUCAUUGAUCCUAGAUUCUAAUGCGGUUAGCAGCGCGGUGCUUCUUGAAAAACUAAAUGUAAAACAUUCGAUUGUAACAA